AUGCCUACAGAAAAUAUCUACGAACGUCCAUACCUAUUUAUACUUUUCCUCCGUGUUAAUGUGUGUCUGAGUACGCCGGUGAACGUAUUUACGCUCUACAUGAUUGCGGCGAAAUCGACAAAGGGGAUGAAGGAAUAUAGGUGGUGUAUCGGGUUGUUGCAGCUGACAACCUCUGUCUUCGAAUUGCUGCUUGAAGCUGCCGGUCCGGAAAUAUUUUUACCGUUUUUUGGGCUAACCAUGCACGGCUUUGGCAGCGCAUUCUUUUCGAUAUAUCCGGAUAUCGCAUUUCUCGGUACGCUUUGGGUAUCAGCAACAUUCGGACUGGGCAUUGUCUUGUGCUUUUUGUAUCGAUACGAGCAGCUACGAUUGGAUACUCAGGGAUUAAAAGCGUUCCUUCGAAUCGUUGCCCUUGCCGUGAUUAUAUCAGUCAUAUGGACCAUUAUUGCCUUAAUAGUCUGGCAGGACAUCUACAUUGUGCGCAACGAUCCGGCGCAGGUUGCCGAAUUAGCCAGGAGAUUCCCGUAUAUGGAUUCAUAUCUUAAAACCAUGCCAGAUACGUUUUACAUUGAAAAACGGCUAGAUUAUGAUUUUAAAAUCUUCAAAGUGGGCGCGAUUCGGACGUUCUUCAUCUUGAUGGGGAUUUUUGUCAUAGUUGUCGUGUUUACGGUGGGCUACUUUAGCUACAAAACAACGGCGAUGCUCAACGGGCACCAGAUCAACCUCAGCCAGGCCACCCGAAAGCUGCAGCGCAAAUUUUUUCGAGCCCUUGUCGUGCAGGUCGCUGUCCCGCUCCUGACCUGGAUAAUCCCACUUUUCUUCCUUGGCUACGUCGUGCUCCGCGGGACAUGGCAAGGACAAGAGGUGAUGAACAUCUCCAUAAGCAUCAUGGCCACCCACGGCCUGACGUCGUCAAUAUCCGUCUUGGUUAUGAUCAAAGAACCGGAACCAACUCAAGCCGUCGGUUCUGGCGUCUCGUUGACUUCGAUGAACACGAUUCGACCGGCC
Mesorhabditis spiculigera is the source of this 1005-nucleotide messenger RNA. The record is from the annotation of a GenBank genome assembly. Lineage: Eukaryota; Metazoa; Nematoda; Chromadorea; Rhabditida; Rhabditidae.